CGACGACGACAACGACAACGACGACGCCCUCCCAGAACCCACCAUAGCCACGCAUCCCCCCCUCCGACCGCCACAAUGGAUAUGUUAACCGCCGCCGAGCAGCGCACUCUUGAGCAGCGCAUGCAAAAGCGACAGGUCAAGGAGUUUAUGGGCGCUUUCGGUGGUCUCGUUGAGCACUGUUUCAUGUCCUGCGUCGACGACUUCACCUCCAAGGCCAUCUCGUCCAGGGAGAGCGGCUGCAUCAACCGCUGCGUCCAAAAGUGGAUGGCCUCCCAGCAGCGCAUUAGCGACCGCUUCCAGGAGCACAACGCCCAGCUCACGGCCCAGAUGAACAAGUAA
Messenger RNA from Fusarium keratoplasticum, 339 nucleotides. RefSeq lists its product as uncharacterized. The transcript has 3 exons. The coding region runs from base 76 to 339 and encodes 87 amino acids. The record is from RefSeq and is a predicted model, not a curated record. Lineage: Eukaryota; Fungi; Ascomycota; Sordariomycetes; Hypocreales; Nectriaceae.